This is a messenger RNA of Nezara viridula (southern green stink bug), 312 nucleotides long. The record is from the annotation of a GenBank genome assembly. Lineage: Eukaryota; Metazoa; Arthropoda; Insecta; Hemiptera; Pentatomidae.
AUGCUAUGUAAUAUCACGUCCACAUGCCGUUUACCCUUAAGCCAGGCCAUAUCUCACGGACAGUUUGAUAAAGAAGAAAGAUAUAUAGUUGAAGACGUGGAUACGUGCGGCAGUUUCUGUGCAACAAGUCAAUGCCAUAAAAGUGAAAUGAAAGUGUGUAUGUUCUGGGUUUGUCUGCUAUUUGCAAUAACUGCGUUAUUGGAAGUGGGAGUGGAUGACGUGCUUAACAACCUCAAGCUGCUUCAAAGCCUGAAUGUGCUAAGCCCAGUGCAACAAACCAACAUAAACAAACCUUACACAUAUAAAUACUAA